Echinostoma caproni is the source of this 738-nucleotide messenger RNA. Lineage: Eukaryota; Metazoa; Platyhelminthes; Trematoda; Plagiorchiida; Echinostomatidae. The record is from the annotation of a GenBank genome assembly.
AUGCACUGGUCGCGAGUGUGGGAUUUACCCAUCAAUCCUACAAAAUGUCAUUACAUGUCCAUUGGCCGGCAGCCCAGUCCAAGAGUGUACCACCUUAUGGACACUCCCUUACUGGCGUCCGCAUGCGAACGGGAUCUCGGAGUGCUGGUUUCCAGGUCGCUGAAAACCAAGGAGCAGACUGACAACGCUUGCGCCUUGAGUUGGAAAAUCCUUGGAGCCAUUCGUCGUUCGUUUUCCAAACUCUCAUACGACGGUUUUAAGGCAUUGUACACCUCCCACACCAGACCUCGCUUGGAGUUCGCGAGCGCCGCGGCAUAUCCCUAUACAACUGCUGAAAUGGUGAAGCUGGAGAGAGUCCAACGAGCUGCCACCCGUAUGAUUGCCGGGUUACGCGGGUGUUGCUACACCGAACGAUUGCAUGCGACUGGAUUGUUUCCGGAGUCCUAUCGUCGAGUACGGGGUGAUAUCAUCUGUGUGCGACGUAUUCUUCGCGGUGACAUGGGUCCAGAGUUGAUGGAGUAUUUCCCUCUGCGCGAGCAGACCAGGACUCGUGGACAUGGACUUACGCUGUUGAAGCUUUCGUCCGUAGGAUUACCUCUUCGGUUCCGGCUAUCGCGAAGGGUAACCAAUCUUUGGAACUCCCUUCCAGCUGACGUGGUGGAAGAGGUCAAUGAUAAGAUGUUCAAGAGGAAGCUCGACAGCGUCCUGCGAACAAUGUGGUAUGCAGAUCUAUCAUGA